Peromyscus maniculatus bairdii (prairie deer mouse) is the source of this 764-nucleotide messenger RNA. Its product is annotated as regenerating islet-derived protein 3-gamma-like. Lineage: Eukaryota; Metazoa; Chordata; Mammalia; Rodentia; Cricetidae. The record is from RefSeq and is a predicted model, not a curated record.
CCCCAGAUCUCUGCAAGACAGACAAGAUGCUGCCUCGUAUGAUCCUCAUCAGCCUGUCCUGGAUGCUGCUCUCCUGCCUGAUGCUCUUAUCUCAGGCGCAAAGUGAAGAUGUCAAGGAAGAUGUGCCCUCUUCACGAAUCAGCUGCCCCAAAGGCUCCAGAGCCUAUGGCUCCUAUUGCUAUGCCUUGUUUCGGAUUCCUAAAUCCUGGUUUGAUGCAGAUCUCGCCUGCCAGAAGAGACCCGCAGGACACCUUGUGUCUGUGCUCAGUGGAUCUGAGGCUUCCUUUGUGUCUUCCAUGGUUAGAAGCAGUGUGAACAAUGCCCAAUAUGUGUGGAUUGGGCUCCAUGAUCCUACACUGGGCCAAGAACCCAAUGGAGGUGGAUGGGAGUGGAGCAAUGCUGAUGUGAUGAAUUUCUUCAACUGGGAGAUGUCUCCUUCCAGUUCUUCAGGUGGUUAUUGUGGCAGCCUGUCACGAAACUCAGGAUAUCUGAAGUGGAAAAAUUAUUAUUGUGAUUCAGAGUUACCAUAUGUCUGCAAGUUCAAAGCCUAGAGAACUGAGUUAGCACCCCAAGUUUAGUAUGCACCUCACCGUGAUCAAGAACCCAAGUGUGAAGUUGGACGCAAGAAGGAAACAUCCCUGCACUGCAAACUUGACCUCUAGUGAUUUCUCCUCUUCUGCUCUUGCCUUGCUUUCAUUUAAGGCUCUUCUGUGUGUACUCGGGCCUGGGUUCUCAGAGUGUAAUAAUAAAAUACAUAACUCAUA